Messenger RNA from Cornus florida, 1787 nucleotides. Its product is annotated as cytochrome P450 71B36-like. The record is from RefSeq and is a predicted model, not a curated record. Gene Ontology annotation, molecular function: iron ion binding; oxidoreductase activity, acting on paired donors, with incorporation or reduction of molecular oxygen; heme binding. Lineage: Eukaryota; Viridiplantae; Streptophyta; Magnoliopsida; Cornales; Cornaceae. Bases 61 to 1572 code for a protein of 503 amino acids. The transcript has 2 exons.
UUGGGGUGUAUAUGUUAGUCUUCAUCUGUGCAUCACAUACAAGAUCAUAAAGCUCCUCCGAUGGCUCUCUACACCACACCUCUAUGGCUGCUUCUCCUCCUCUUUCUUCCUCUAGUGAUACUCGCUAAAAAGAUAAGAGCCAAUAGACGAAACAAGCAGCUUCCUCCUGGCCCUCCUAAGCUGCCCAUAAUCGGUAACUUGCACCAGAUUGGUAUAUUGACUCACCAAUCUCUAUGGCAGCUCUCCAAGAAAUAUGGCCCAGUCAUGCUUCUGCAACUUGGUGGUGUACCCACUCUUAUAGUCUCAUCUGCCGAGGCUGCAAGAGAGGUCCUGAAAAUUCAUGAUGUUGAUUGUUGCAGUAGACCACCGUUAGCUGGCACAGGAAAACUCUCAUACAACUAUCUAGACAUAGCUUUUACACCAUAUGGUGAAUACUGGAGGCAGAUGCGGAAGAUUUGUGUUCUUGAACUCUUCAGUGCAAAGAGGGUUCAGUCAUUUCAGUUCAUUAGAGAAGAAGAGGUUUCUUUGAUGGUCCGUUGGAUUGCUCAAUUGUCUUCUUCUGGUAGUCCUGUUGAUCUUAAUGAGAAGAUGCUUUUCCUCACUGCAAAUAUAACUUGUAGGACAUCUUUUGGGAAGAGUUUUAGAGGAAGUGGAUUUGACAGUGAUAGAUUUCAAGAAAUGAUUACUGAAGCGAUGGCCUUAUUAGCUUGCCGCUAUGCAUCCAAUUUCUUUCCAUCUGCAGGAUGGAUCAUUGAUGGGCUCACUGGUCUCCAUGGGAGGCUUGAGAGGAGCUUCCGCGAGUUUGAUGAUUUCUACCAAAAGGUGAUUGACGAUCACCUUGAGAGUGGGGGAAUGAAACAGGAUCAGGAAGACAUUAUUGAUGUUCUGCUGAGAAUAGAGAGAGAUGAAACUGAAGUUGGUACAGCCAAAUUGACUAGAGAUCACAUCAAAGCAAUUCUCAUGAAUGUAUUCCUUGCUGGAGUAGAUACCAGUGCAAUUACCAUAGAGUGGGCGAUGACAGAGCUUGCUCGGAACCCGAGAGUGAUGCAGAAAGCACAAGAUGAAGUCAGAAAUUAUGUUGGAAAGAAAGGACUAGUCUCUGAAAGUGACCUUGAUCAGCUUCACUUCCUUAAGAUGGUGGUGAAAGAAACAUUCAGAUUGCACCCUCCUGGUGUACUUCUGAUUCCAAGAGAAACCAUGUCCAACUUUAAGCUCAAUGGUUACGACAUUUACCCGAAAACACGAGUCCAUGUUAAUGUCUGGGCAAUAGGUCGGGAUCCCAAUAUCUGGAAGGAUCCAGAGGAAUUCUUCCCAGAGAGGUUUAUUGAUAGCUCUAUUGAUUUUAAAGGACAACAUUUCGAGCUCUUGCCCUUUGGUGCUGGUCGACGAGUCUGUCCUGCCAUAAGUACGGGGGUGUUAAUGGUUGAGCUUGCUCUCGCGAAUCUCUUAUGCUAUUUUGAUUGGAAAUUGCCAGAUGGAAUGAAGGAGGAAGAUAUCGACGUAGAAGAAGCAGCUGGACAAACUAUCCGCAAGAAGUUUUCUCUUAAGCUCGUGCCAAUCAUCCAUCAGUAGCCGCAAGAAGUUUUUUUUCCUGACAAAUAACACAACACCCACAUGUUCCUAUUAGAACUUGAACUCUCCACCUUCCACUUUAGUACGACAAGGCUACAACCUUUGUUGGUACUAGAAGAUAAACAUUAGCCACUCCAAGUAUAUGUGGAGGUCGAAAGGCUGUGACUAUGUAAUACCUACCGUGUUGAUGGAUAAUAUGAUCUUGUUUUGUCUUA